AUGUCCGACUCGAAACGUCCCUUGAUUAAAGGUCCUCCAUGUCCACCUCGAUCAAAUCCAUUGACCUUGUCCUACAGCCAGCCUGCCCGACCAAGAAAUGAGGUAUCGGUAUGUGCAAGAGGCGACAGUAUCAAAGUCGUAGAGUUUAACGGAUUUGCAACUCCACAGCCAUUUCUCAAUCCAUCGAUCAUGCAGAAAAAGGCACAAUUGGAACGAGAAUGGAAGGUAAAUCAGGAAAGGAUUAGACGACAACAGCCUGAGACAAGCCAGGCGGGAGCUUCUUUUCCAUCUUAA
Molecule: messenger RNA, 294 nt
Organism: Sclerotinia sclerotiorum 1980 UF-70
Lineage: Eukaryota; Fungi; Ascomycota; Leotiomycetes; Helotiales; Sclerotiniaceae
Exons: 2
Coding region: 1-294 (97 amino acids)
Source: RefSeq, a predicted model, not a curated record